Molecule: messenger RNA, 753 nt
Organism: Saxophila tyrrhenica
Lineage: Eukaryota; Fungi; Ascomycota; Dothideomycetes; Mycosphaerellales; Extremaceae
Gene: CCS1
Product: copper chaperone
Exons: 2
Coding region: 1-753 (250 amino acids)
Biological process (GO): superoxide metabolic process
Cellular component (GO): cytoplasm
Molecular function (GO): superoxide dismutase copper chaperone activity; copper ion binding
Source: RefSeq, a predicted model, not a curated record
AUGAUCCCACCAUUUGAGACGACCUUCGCGGUCCCCUUGAGUUGCGAGAGCUGCAUCAAGGAUGUCUCUUCCUCGCUAUACCAGCUGGAAGGGAUCAACAACGUCUCCGCCUCCCUCAAAGACCAACUAAUAUCCAUCACCGGCACUGCCGCCCCCUCCCAAAUCGUCAGCGCCAUCGAAUCGACCGGCCGCGAUGCCAUCCUCCGCGGUUCAGGCAAGGCCGAGAGCGCUGCUGUCUGCAUCCUCGAGACGCAUGCGAGUACUGUGCGCGAGCAGGUGAAGGGGCUCAUACGAAUGGUGCAGGUGUCGCCGACUAUGACGAUUAUUGAUAUGACCCUCAAGGGCGCGAGUCCAGGGACAUACGACGUUAGUGUGCGGGAGCGGGGAGAUAUCAGUGAGGGCGCGGCGAGCACAGGUGGGGUCUGGGACGCUGUGCAAGCUGCGCAGGAGAAGCAGCCACGGGUAGCGAAGGGGGUGUGGGGCACGAUUGAGGUCGGGCAGAGCGGGCUGGGGAGCGUGUUUCUGGAUAAGCCGAUACAGAUAUGGGAGAUGAUCGGACGGUCUAUCGUGGUCAGCAGGAGGGCGGAGAAUGGGAAGCAGAGGGAGAAGCUGGAAAGGGAGGAUGCAGAUACUUUUGUUGGUGUCGUGGCGAGGAGCGCUGGGGUGUGGGACAACGACAAGACGGUAUGCAGCUGUUCGGGCAAGACGGUGUGGGAGGAGAGGAAGGAGCAGACGUCGAAAGGCAUGUUAUGA